CCACUAUUUUAACUUCGUGCGUGCUUUCCACGCCUGGCUGGUGCGCUUAUGUGGGGGUAGAAAUUAAAAUUGAAUGAUAGAAUGAAACAGGGGUAUGUUCGCAUUUUUAAACAAAGUCGCGUCAGUGGCACAACAUAACAUCUGUGAUUAUAUGUCCCUAUUUUUCGCAAAUUAGGAUAAAUAAAUAUUUCUUGAACUAUACCAAGGGAUAAUAAAUUUCGUGAACUAGUAAGUGUGAUCUGUGAAAGGUCUAAAAUACACAGGAAUUAUUGUGACAAAAUAUAUUAAACAAAAGUGUUUUCCCGAAAUUUGUGCUUAUAAAUCAACACGUUUGUAGGAAUUAUUAAAUCUAUCAAAUGAUGAGAGAAUUUAGACAGUUUACUCUAACGGCAUUAUGUUGCAUAAUGGUAACGUCUUUGAAACUGAGUAGUGCGGCAACAAAUGCCCCGAACACGAAUCCCCCGGUGACAACAACACCUCCCCCUGACACGACAACGACAGGUACCACGACAACAACGGCCGCCACAACAACAACAACAGAUCCACCAACCACCACACAGGAGGACACGACUACACAAGCACCAACAACUGCCACACCAAAAUCUUACUGUGGAGAUGCUGCAAAUGGUCUGUUUCUCCCGUUUGGCUCAUCAGCAGGUGAUACCCGUUUGGACAACAUGGAUGACGGAUGCCAUGAACCUCCUUCUAAGACGAAUGGUUAUAAUGUGGCAUUUACCAAUACAUGUUUCAAAAAGUUUCACAUAUGUGUCAACGGCUUGGUUUGCUUAAAGGAUCCUUACACAGGUUACACUGUACCGAACCACAAUGUCCAGAAUGAAGACUUCCAAAACAAAUAUUGUAUGGCGCCGUUUUUAAUGGACCUUGAUGCAACGAACACCGGUGACGUAUGGUUCCACGAGUAUGACGUCACUGAAGAUUACAGUCUUAAAAGCAACGCUGCGGUACUUAAGGCGCAACAAUUAGUGGCAAAACAAACAGACAAUCCAACCUCAGACUUCACUCCCGCCUACGUUCUUGUUGCGACUUGGGAUUCAGUUCCGAGGUUUAAUGGUUCUGAAUCAGAAACUGUGACUUUUCAACUGUUAUAUACAUCGGAUGGAGCGUCCGCCUACUCAUUCUAUGUUUACAAACGAGGAAGUAUGGGAAUUGGUAGCGGGGAUGUCUUCAUUGGACAGAUUGUUAAUGGUUUGCCACAAGGUGUCUGGACCACUUCCGUUAACUUUGACAAGUACAGGGACGUCGAUGAGACGUUACGUUGGGCAGGUGGUGCUUGCUAUGGAGCCACAGUUUACUCCCAUAGUUCAGCAGAAUGUCAGAACACUGCUGACUUUAAAUGCAAGAUCUGGAACAGUCGAGAAAAGCAGAGUUUGACAACAAUUCAAACACAACUUAACUCCCUUCCACGUUGCCCCUGCUCAAUUUUUCAAACUGGUGCUCUCUUUGACUCGGUCAACCUAAAGAGUGUCACCUCAGAAAUUUUCUAUACUCAGACGUCAAAUGCUGAUAUAAGCUACGCCAAGUCAUGCGGGUAUCGUAAGUUGUCAUCUAAUAGCGCAACCUUUAUCGGAACCGGAAAAUAUAGAGGAUCGUUUGCCAGGUAUAAUAGUAAAACAAACACAGCGAAGCACCAACAAGAAGAUAUUGCCACUAAGGAUAUAUGCUGUCAACAAGCCGAUUUAUGUGAUCUUUACUUCGAGGUCAGACCACCGUCGCAAAAUUGCCUAGCUGUUCCAAACUUUGCCACAAGUAAUACCGCUGGCGACCCACAUUUCACAACCAUAGACGGACUAGCUUAUACAUUCAAUGGCCACGGAGAAUACCAUCUCCUUAAUAUUGACAAUAUUGGAUUUAAAAUCCAAGCUAGAACCGGACGCGCCAUUGACGUCAACGGAACGUCCGUUGACGCUACAGUAUUUACAGGAUUUGCUGUGAAAGGAAAUGGUUUUUGGAUGCAGGCUGUAUUAAAUUCGGACCGCACACAGCUUGAAGUUUUAUCUGGAACCGCACCGCUUAAAUCCAGUCACGUGGACCAUUCGCUGACGUUCUCCAACAACGGCGACGCUUUUAAGGUUACCGACGAACAUUUGUCAAUGAGACGUUCAGGAGAGACGCUGAUUGUUUCGUUCCCGAGUGCAGGAGUUUUGAUGAAUAUCACAAAGAGUGCAGGACUUCUAAGCUCAAUUUUUUCAAUCGAUGCCCGACACAAGACUCACACCUCUGGCCUGCUCGGUAACUUUAAUGGUGACGCAAGUGAUGAUCUUAUACCAAGGAAUUCUCAAACCCCUAUUCCUUCUUCAAGCAACGAGGAGGCGAUAUUUCUUAAUUUUGGAAAAACAUGGAUUACAACAGAAAGUGAAUCUCAGUUUGCCUACCGCCUUGGCAAGACCCACGCUUCUUACAAUUUCCCAGAUUUCACACCGUUGUUUGAAUCUUCAUUCGCUGCAGAAGAUCUGGCGAAGGCAAAAAGCACAUGCGGAGAACAAAAUAAGCAAUGUAUCUAUGAUUUACUCCUUUCGGCAGACGAAUCAUUCGCACUUGGUACCUUGACAGCAUUCGAUGACUUUCAUGACGUCACAGCAAUUGCAGAAAAUGAAAUCCCGACAAUCAGCGUAGUUUCCGGGGCGACGGAAAGAAACGAAGUGUUCUAUUUGCAGACGACACUCAAUACCGCCAAUACUGUGCGAAUUAAAGCAGCAGACGACGGAUCGGCAGUCACAAGUGUAGAAUCAGAUAUAAGUGGUUUACAGAGAACGAAUAACACAGACGGAUCUGUUUCCGUCGUGUUUACACUAGCAGACUCAAAUCCCUUAUCGCUUAGUUUUAGUGCAACAGAUAAUCUGGGAGCAACUUCCCCGGAAUUGGUUAUAACCAUUGUAAUAUGCCAAGUCUGUACCAACCAUGGGUCAUGUGAUUACACUUCGUUUCAAGAAACACAUCCAGCGCUUGACAAUUUCAAACUUGCCCAAUGUCAGUGUGAACCUUACUGGGAAGGUGAUAACUGUGAGACAGACGUAAACGGAUGCGCCACAUCACCAUGUUCCCAGGGACAAAAUUGUACCGACACUAAUGCGGAUGACAACAAGGCCAAUCCCUCAUUACCGGCAUACACGUGCUCGGCCUGUCCUAAAGGUUACGAGGAUAACGGAGUAAAGUGUGUUGACAUUGACGAAUGCACACCUACCAAUCCUUGUACUUCCGGAACUUGUGUAAAUACUGCCGGAAGUUUUACAUGUGCUUGUAAUUCCGGAUACAGAUUGGACGCUGAUUUGGUCACGUGCAAAGACAUAAAUGAGUGUGACGAAGAAACGGAUGGGUGUGAUCAAAUAUGUGAAAACACCGCCGGCGGCUUCACGUGCUCGUGUCAAACAGGUUAUAAACGUAACGAUGCAAAUACGGCGUGUGAAGUCGACGCUGGCAACACGGCUGUACGGGACGCCUGUACAUCCGCCGGAUGUGAUAACGCAGACGGUUGCACUGUAGAUGAGAACAACAACGGCGUCUGUUUCUGCAAUGCUGGAUACUCCUUAAACCAAACUGACAACACCUGCGCAGAUGUGAAUGAGUGCGACCUGGGUGUAUGUUCUCAGGAAUGUUCGAAUACUGCUGGAAGUUACACUUGUAAAUGUUUAGUUGGAUACAAACUUGCUACAGACGGAGUUACAUGCAAUGAUUGCACAUUCCCAUCAUAUGGUUUAAAUUGUGCCAACACAAUUACAAGCUGUCCAGCCCAACAAGGUACCUAUGACUCCGGGCGCGGAUGUGUAUGCAAUGCAGGCUGGGAAGGGUCGGACUGUGAAACGGACGUGAACGAGUGUUCGGAAGCAAACAUCUGCGGAGAUAUAAACAAAGUGUGUACAAAUACUAGAGGGGCGUAUACCUGUUUAUGCAGAAAUGGGUUCCGACAACAAGACGACGGAACCUGUACAGAUAUUGACGAGUGUGCUGACGUCACGUUAAACACGUGUGAACAAGCCUGCACUAAUACGGUCGGUGCUUACACGUGCGGCUGCAACGUAGGUUUUAAUGUUGAUCCAAGUGAUGCAACCAAGUGCAAAGACAUAGACGAGUGCGCGGGUUCUACUUCCGGUUGUCAGCAGAUAUGUGUGAACAUCAACGGUGGAUUUAAUUGUGAUUGUAAUCCAGGAUACGAGCUUGAUGCGGACAGACGAACUUGUAAAAAAUUGGAAGAUGUAUGUCAAGGUUUUACCUCGAAAAAUUGUUCCGACAUUUGCAAUGUGGUCAAUAAUGCUCCGGUGUGUUCCUGUGGAAACGGGUUUUAUCUCGCCACCGAUGACCAGACUUGUAUAGAUGUCAACGAGUGCGAUAAUGCAACCUUAAAUUUAUGCUCGGUGAAAUCAUCGUGCGUGAACAUAGACGGCGGAUAUACCUGCUCCUGUGCAGCGGGAUUUAGACUCGAAAAUGACCGUAGAACGUGCACAGCAUGUGACGAGUUUACAUACGGCGUGAAUUGCGCAAAUAAAUGUGACUGCGGAGUCGGAGCCUCAUCAUGUGACUCUGUGACUGGGUGUGUUUGUAAGGACGGCUGGACAGGUCAGAAGUGUGACACCGACAAGGACGAAUGCCAGGCAAACCCUUGUACCGGAGUCAACAAAGCUUGCGUCAACACGCCGGGAUCCUAUGAGUGCAGAUGUAAACCCGGAUAUGAGGAUGUGAACGGAGUUUGCACGAAUAUUAAUGAAUGUAACGACGCUAAUCUGAACGUAUGCAGUCAGAUUUGUACAGACACUGACGGAAGUUUCGAAUGUAGUUGUAAUCCAGGAUUUCUUCAAGAUGGAAACAGCUGCAAUGACAUCAAUGAAUGUGAUGGGGCACAUGGUUGUGAACAGAUCUGUACAAACUUGGUGGGUGGCUAUAGAUGUUCAUGUCCAGAAAACUACAAGCUAAAUGAUGACAAGAGAACGUGCAGUCCUCUUAACGAGUGUACCGACUCCAACUACUGCAGCGGUGGUGCCAUCUGCGCGCGCAUUAACAAUGUCGACACGUGCACGUGUAAAACAGGUUACGGGUUUGAUACCGGAUCGACUACAGCCUGUGUUGAUAUAAAAGAGUGUUCUGAGACCAGCUUGAAUAAAUGUAAUCAAGAGUGUACAGAAUUGCCCGGAAGUUACGUUUGUUCUUGCAACAAAGACGGAUUUGUUUUAGACGCAGACGACCAAACCUGUAUCGAAUGUCAGGAGGGUAAAUUUGGCAUCAACUGUACACAGACUUGUGAGUGUGAAACAGCAAAUGGUAAUACAAAGUCAUGUGACCAUGUGAGUGGCUCAUGCACGUGUAACGCAGGUUGGGAAGGUACAAAAUGUGAAAUAGAUAUCAACGAAUGUCAAACAUUGACUAAACCGUGUCCAUCAAACUCAGCGUGUGCUAAUGAAGAGGGAUCGUACAAUUGUAUAUGCAGCACGGGUUACAUAAAAGCUGGUGAUGGCACGUGCACAGAAUGCGACUCCACGCACUUCGGUGUUAACUGCGUGCAGACGUGUUCAUGCGUUGCCGCUAACACGGAUGUCUGUGACAAAAUCAGUGGCGAGUGCACAUGCGCGGGCGGAUGGACCGGAACUACUUGUAACGAGAACAUCGAUGAAUGCCAAACAACAAAUAUUUGUAAUGACACACUUAAGACUUGCGCAGAUACUGACGGCUCCUACACGUGUUCAUGUAUAGAAGGUUACACUGCAAAUAGUGAUAACGUUUGCAUAGAUAAAGACGAAUGUUUGUUGGGAACUCACGCCUGCACAGAGACAGGACAAAAAUGUGUGAAUGCUGUACCAAAAUUCACGUGCGCUUGUUCCCCCGGGUACUCGGGAACCAGCGGUUCAACUUGUACACCUUGUGGUCCCAACACUUGGGGAGAACAGUGCGGAAAUACAUGUGCCUGCAAUAACACCAACACAGAACGCUGUGAUCCUUCAGUAGGCUGUGUAUGCAAACCAGGCUGGACCGGUGCUGACUGUAGUACUGACGUUGAUGAAUGUACGUUAGGAAUUGAUGAUUGCGUCACCAACGCUGUCUGCACAAAUGUGCCAGGAAAUUUCUCUUGCGCAUGCGCAACAGGAUACCAGAGCGUAAACAAUUCGUGCGCAUCUUGUAGUAAUAACGGAUACGGGGAUUCUUGCACAACAGCAUGUGAUUGCGUUGCUGCGAACGCAAUUGCAGAUCAGACAUGUAAUCACAUUACCGGAAGAUGCGAAUGUAAGGCCACGUGGACCGGAAAUAGAUGUCAGACGGAUGUGGACGAAUGCGCCGCAGAUUCGAAUUUAUGCAAAAAUAAACCAAACCAAGGUUGUCAUAAUUUGGAUGGAAGUUACGAAUGUUCCUGCUUCCUGGGUUUUACAAGGGAUCAAAAUGGAACAUGUGUUGAUAGUACCGCAACAACGACCAGCUUGCCCGUACCAGCGGAUGCAGUCGGAGUUGAUAUGUUUUUGAGUCUUAACCUAAGUGUGGACUCAGUCUCACUAAGUGACAACUUAACUGUUAUAACUACGAACAAUGAAUACAAAGCUGAGGCGGAACGUGCUAUUAAAGCCUAUUUAGAGAGUAAAAUGGCCGCCGCUAACCUUCAGGCAGUAAAAGUGUAUUCUGUCGCCGAGGGAAGUCUGGAUGCAAAGUUAAUAGUUUUGAUAGCAAACACGGAUGCAGCUAAAAAGGAUUUUGCAAACGCUGUUUACAGUUUACGUGACACACCAAUCACUGUGUUCGGGCAGACGACAUUAGCUCAGACAUUGCGUAUCGGCAAUUCAGCUGCAAUAAACCCACAAACAGCCACAGAAGGAACAAUUAAGUGUCUGGCACUGUCCGAGUCUAACGGUAAAUGUAGCAGCGAUGAGGAUUGUGUUAUAGAAAACGGACAACCAAUUUGCAGGUUGCGGACCACAGAUAAUUUCGCCUUGGUGAUAGGACUGGGUGUUGGAAUACCAUUGUUUUUCAUCGCCCUCCUCAUUUUGGCUGUUUGUAUUGUAUACGUCACUAAACGAAAACGAAGUCAACGAUAUGGAUACAGGUCUAGUGAAUUUGAUAGACAAACAUUUGACCAUCAUGGUGCUUUCUUCCCAAGCGUCAUGCCGACAAAGAUAAACACAAUUGGACGGAAUGACCCCGUUUAUGUACCGUACACCUGGGACGACCAGUCCACGUUGUCAGCGUCUUCGUCAGACGACAAUACUAAGAAACGCCGCAGACGACGACGAGGUGAAACAUAUCCGGUUAUUGAUGAUGAAGCUUAUUAUAGUAACGCCCCAAAUAAUUUUUCCUGGGAUUUCAUGUACAACUAUAUAGCACCACACGAAAAGAUUACAUAUGAUUUUGUUGUUGGAAAUCGCUACAAUAUCAGAAACCAGAUAACAAUGGCGUGUGAACGUUGUGUUUUAAAGCAAGUAUCGUUUUUCAUUUUGAUCAUCUUUAUUUUGACAUCAACAAUGAAUUGUACUGAAACAACAACCGUCACCGACAGAACUGUCAUAUCAACGACAUCCGUCGCUGAUUCAACCGUCGAAUCAACAACAUUUAUCGACCAAACAACUGUCGAUCAAACAACGGUCGCUAAUACAACCGUCGGAUCAACAUCAACCAUCGCACCAUCAAAUUCCGUAACUGACACAACUGCAGGUAUAACAACAACUUCCUAUGAUACCACUUUUAGUGCUGAUAUAUCAACAACAACCACCGGUGAUAUAACAACAACCACCGGUGAUAUAUCGACAACAACCACCGGUGAUAUAUCGACAACAACCACCGGUGAUAUAUCGACAACAACCAGCGGUGAUAUAUCGACAACAACCACCGGUGACAUAUCACCAACAACGACUGUUACUGACACAACUGACGGACCAACAACGACUGUCACUGACACAACUGACGGACCAACAACGACUGUUACUGACACAACUGACGGACCAACAACGACUGUUACUGACACAACUGACGGACCAACAACGACUGUUACUGACACAACUGACAGACCAACAACGACUGUCACUGACACAACUGUCCAACCAACAACGACUGUUACUGACACAACUGCCGGACCAACAACGACUGUCACUGACGCAACUAUCAUACCAACAACGACUCCAACAGCAUCUAUCGCUGAUACAACUCUCGACCCAACAACAACCGUCAAUAACACAACCGAAGGACCAAAAACAACCGUUACUGACACAACUAUUGGUCGAUCAACAACAACCGUCGCUGAUACAACUGUCGGGCCAACAACAACCGUCGCUGAUACAACUGUCGGGCCAACAACAACCGUCGCUGAUACAACUUUCGGACAAACAACGACCGUCGCUAACACGUCUUGUAGUAACAACAGAUACGGGGAUUCUUGUAAAACAGCAUGUGAUUGCGUUGUUACGAACGCACUUAAUGCAAAUCAGACAUGUAAUUACAUUACCGGAACAUGUGAAUGUAAGGCCACGUGGACCGGAAAUAGAUGUCAGACGGAUGUGGAUGAAUGCGCCGCAGAUUCGAAUUUAUGCAAAAAUAAACCAAACCAAGGUUGUCAUAAUUUAGAUGGAAGCUACGAAUGUUCCUGCUUCAUGGGCUUCAAAAAGGAUGAAAAGGGAAUUUGUGUUGAAAGUAUGUUGACUCCAACCAGUCUGCCAGUACCAGACGAUGCUAUAGGGAUUGACAUGUUUAUAAGUCUCAAUCUAAAUGUAGCCUCAGUUUCAAAAAGUGACAAUUUAGAUAUACAGAGCACCAACGAUGUAUACAAGGCAGAGGCUGAACGGGCGAUAAAAGCGUAUUUCGAGAGUAAAAUGGACAUUUCUAAUCUUCAAGCAGUGAAAGUAUAUUCUGUUACCGAGGGUAGUCUGAAGAUCAAGUUCGUUGUUCUGGUGUCUAAAACUGACGAGGCUAGGAACGAUUUUUCAAACGCUGUGAGUGGAUUCAGUAAUACCUCUAUCACUGUCUUCGGUCAGAGCACUGUUGUCAACACGUUACAAAUAGGAAAUUCAGACGCAAUAAACCCACAGACGGACACACAAACAACGAUAAAGUGUCUGUUACUGUCCGAGUCAGAGAGUAAGUGCAGUAGCGAUCAGUAUUGUGCUGUAGAAAACGGGGAAGCUAUCUGCAAGUACAAGACAAGAAUCACAGAUAAUUUGGCCGUGGUGAUCGGAUUAGGGGUUGGAAUACCAUUGUUUUUUAUUGCCGUUCUCAUCCUGGUUGUAUGUAUGGUAUACAUUAAACGAAAACAAAAUCAACGAUAUGUACACAAAUCCAGCGGAUUUAACAGACAAACAUUUGACCAUCAUGGUGCUUUCUUCCCAAGCGUCAUGCCGACAAAGAUCAACACAAUUGGACGGAAUGACCCCGUUUAUGUACCGUACACCUGGGAUGACCAGUCAACAUUGUCAGCGUCUUCGUCAGACGACAAUACUAAGAAUCGCCGCAGACGACAACGAGGUGAAACAUAUCCGGUUAUAGACGAUGAAGGUUAUUAUAAUAAUGCCAUGAAUAAUUAUUCCUGGUAUUACAUGUACAAUUAUUUAGGACAAGACCAAAUGAAAAAGGAUUUUAUCUAAAUGCGAAACCAACAGCAACAGGAAGAAACAUCAGAAAUGUUUGUAAAUAUGCAAUAUAACAUGUAAACCAGUUGAGGAUUACCACUACUACGGAUAUCAUUCUUUUUGCAUUUAGAAAUAGAAUUGUAAACAUAUUAUUGUCACUUCGGUCAGCAGAGAUCAAUCAGUGUAAGAAAGCAAUGGAAACUCGCAAUCUAUUCCAACUAACUACAGAGUACAGUUAGGAUCAAAGAAAAACGCUUAUAUCUCGUGCAGUUUGGAGAUGAUUUAGUGAAGUUUUUGCUAUUUCAUUAGCAGAAAUCUAGAGACGUGUGUUUAAAUUAAUAUUAAACAUUUGUAUUUCAUUUUUGUAUUUGUUUACAUAUAUUUUGAUUUGUAAACGUCUUUAUUAUGUUUGACUAGGUAUAGAAUAUCUUUAGCAUAAUUAUACGGUGCCAUAUUUCCAUAGAAAUAUUUUUGUACUGCUUUAACACUUACUUGUGCCAACUUUACAUCUUUUAAAUCUGUGUCUUCUUUUGUGGACUUUAAAACACUUUUCUACUUUGAUUGCUUUUAGGUUGUUUUUUUAUUUUUAUUUUAUGUUUUAAUUUUGUGACACAGUUUGUGAAAUUUAAACCAGAUUACAUUUUAUCCUACAGAUAAUAAAAUUUUUCCUUUCUUUUGAUGUCUUUCACGUGUUAUCGAAUUUACGUGCGGCACUACGGGUAUAUAUGUCUAGUGAUGAAAAUGUGUAAAUACAUUGUAAC
This is a messenger RNA of Ruditapes philippinarum (Manila clam), 10306 nucleotides long. RefSeq lists its product as uncharacterized. The record is from RefSeq and is a predicted model, not a curated record. Gene Ontology annotation, molecular function: calcium ion binding. The transcript is spliced from 54 exons. Gene Ontology annotation, cellular component: membrane. Lineage: Eukaryota; Metazoa; Mollusca; Bivalvia; Venerida; Veneridae. Gene Ontology annotation, biological process: cell-matrix adhesion; cell communication. The coding region runs from base 357 to 9560 and encodes 3067 amino acids.